Messenger RNA from Amphiprion ocellaris (clown anemonefish), 3665 nucleotides. RefSeq names its product activating transcription factor 7 interacting protein 2 (gene atf7ip2). The transcript has 16 exons. Gene Ontology annotation, biological process: regulation of DNA-templated transcription. The coding region runs from base 1964 to 3454 and encodes 496 amino acids. Gene Ontology annotation, cellular component: transcription regulator complex; nucleus. Gene Ontology annotation, molecular function: transcription coregulator activity; protein binding. NCBI's taxonomy places the organism in Eukaryota, Metazoa, Chordata, Actinopteri, Pomacentridae. The record is from RefSeq and is a predicted model, not a curated record.
UCAGAGUGACGAUUUAUUUAAGGCAACCGCUAAAGGUUUGCUAGCCAUGUAAGCUAACUAUAGCAACAAGCUUAAUAAAUAAUUAGCCACCGAUGCUGCUAACUGUUGAUAUACAGGAUCCUUUUCCUUAAAACGAGAUUAUCUACUGACAUGGGCUUUUUUCAAAUAUUCUGACUUUUAAGUUGUUUCGGUUCCCUACAGUAAAUUCAACAUACUUCUGAGUUACUAUGGAAACUUAUGCAAGGAAACUAACCAUGUCCAGAGCAGGCUAACUGUCAGGCCGUUGUGUUUCAAGCAGACUUGCUUUAGCCUUGACUCUCUGGCGUGUUACCAUAUUACCUACCCUUAUUAACCAGUAUCAGCCUAGAAAAUGAAAGUUUAUGUAGAAUUACCUUUAUUAAAUAAUGAUCUAAAUACAUUACACAAUGAUUAUUGCUAAGAUGCAGGCCUUAAUACAUGUUUAAUGUAGUAAGUUAUGUGUAAUAAAAUGUUUAUGUCGCAUUCUAAAUUACCCCAAUAGAAUGAUAAUAGCAACAUGAAUAAUUAACAGCACAGCGGCAUAAACAAAUUCUCUGUAAAUAGGCAAUAUUAUCCAGAGAUGUGUUAAAUCAUAUUUAAAUCCAGAUGCCCCCUCCUCUUUUUUCCUGAUAGAAAAUAGUUUUUACAAUGUAUUGCGUAUUACAUUAACAACAAUCUAAGCCAAUUGAACUUAGAUGUGGUGAGUUGAUGUACUUUUGAUUCAUUAGAUAUUUUAAUACCCUACAGUUAUUCGGUUUUUAACAGACUCUUUGAAUGUAUCAUGGCCAAGGAUCAGUCAGGAUGCAAACUACACCAUGAUCUUUGGGGUGGUGAUGGAUGAAUCUCCUUAAUGAUUGACAUGAAUGAUACAAAAAUAGCAGCCUAAUUUUAUGUAUGAUCCAUGAUAAUGAAGAAAUUGGAGUUGCAUGGAAAAUAGCGUACUUUCUCUCUGGUUUUGAUUGCAGAAGCUGUGUGUUUGAUGACUAAAUAUUAGAUUAUUUUCAUGUCUUUCUAAUUAUGAGCACUGCUCAGUGGCUGUGAACACUCACACUCUGUGCUUGACCUCUUGGAAUGCUUAUGAAUACCGUGCACAUGUAAUUGACUUGACUACUUGAACCUGCAUCAAGUUAGCUUGAUUGCAUAAACCUGAAUAGUUCUUUAUGGAGCAGCUUUAGCUUCAAGUGAUUUGUUAUGUUCAUCCAAUUCAGGUGUUACAUCUUAAUCCCCAAAACAAAGUUUAUUAUUCUGACAAUAUAGCUUUUAAAUUGUCCAAAGAAUGAAAAAGAUUUUCAAAAAAAUAUGUUGAAGAGACUGAUCAGAGUGCUUUAUCAUUUAGCCUGUUUGUGUUGACACUGAUUAGAUCCAUGCACAUGUCCACGCUGUCUAAGGAUGAAUGGUUCAUUUGUUUUGUCUGAAAAUAAAUGCCCAUGCUUGCUUCAUCAAGGCAGUGUUUGUAUAUAGUACCUGCAACCACUUGAGAUACAUUGAAAUAUAAAAAGUACAUUAAACAUUGCUUAGCCUACAUGUGUACAUAUUUGCUGUGUUUUAGUUGUUUCAACACUUUGAAAAGCAAGGACUUGCAAGAACAUAUUAGACAACGUAGAUAGGAUGAUAAAUAUGUCAACACACAGUUUUUUAAAAAAACUUUAUGGCAUCACUGAUUCUGAGACAGCACUGCAUCACAGUAGUUCAUACACAUUGAUCUAACUAUGAGUAAAAUAUUGCAAAACGUAAACUGUAAGGUGGCUAAUACAUUUUUUGCUUUUCUCUUUUUCUUCUUUCCCUACUACUGCCCUUUACCCAGUAAGAAUAUUUUAGUUAUUGUCAGGUUUCAGCUAGCCAACUGUGUUUAUUGGACUAGCUCAGUACACUGUUUGAUUCCCAACUCUUGAAAGUUAUACAGGCAUCUUCUGUCCUGACAGUACAGUGCAGAUUAAUUCAGAAAAUGUCAGAGGUUCAAGAUCAAACUCAGGGUUGCAGUAGCUUCAAAAGGCCAGCUCGUGAGAAAGUCAACCCUUCCACCAAAUCCAAGAAACGCAAACGGUUGUCUGUGAGCCUACAAGACAAGUCCAGGCGAGUGAACAUUGGAAUGGCAUUUAAUAGAUGGCGUGCACUGAAAGCAACAAAAGGAUUGAAUUCUGACGCAGAAGUGGCGCUGUGUCUUCUUGAUGUAAUGAAGAGGUUGCCCUCCACGUCAGCUUCCACGGGAACCGAUGGUCGGAUAAAAAUUUCCCAAUCAGAAGUACAAGCUCUGGUCAAGCAGGAGGUUCGCAGUGCAGUGCGAAAGCAUGAAGCCAGACUGCAGAGUUUAAUAGAAACUUUUCAACAGCUAGAUAAUGGACUCAACUGUGAAAAGUCCAUUCAAAACCUGGAGGCUCGAAUUAACAGAGUGUCUAAGAAAGCAGAAGCAGCUAUUUCCUAUGUGACAAAGACACAAAUGAAGUGUCCACCACCUUGCAGUGUUAAUGACGACAUCAUCAGCAUAGACUCAGAGGAUGAAAGCACCGAAACCACGUCACAGAAUGAAAAAAGCAGGGAUUCUGCGGCCAGGACCGGAGAGGUCUUGAAAAUGAUGAAAACCACCAAAAAGGCUCUAAAGGAGGUGCAUGGAUUUUAUGAAGCUUUAACGACUGCCACAGAAGAUUUCAAAAAGAACAUUCCUCCAGUUUUUACUUCUCAUAACGGUCUUGAGUGUAAGGAAAGCAUGAAAAAUCAACUGAAGAAGAGUACACGUAAUGCAGAAUUAAAACAAGAGCAGCCUCCUCCAGUUUGUAGUCGAAGUCGUUCUCAUGAGUACAAGAAAACCAUAAAAAAGGAACCGGAGGAGUCUGCAGGGAGUGAAGAUUUGCAGAAGUAUCAUCCUCCAGUUCAUGCUCCAAACGAUUCUCCUGGGUGGAGUGGAUUUGUCAAGGUCAUAAAGGAGGAGCCAGAGGAUCCACAGACAAGGGAAAACAAUAAUGAGAAGUUUGAGGAGCCUGAAGCUAAAAAGAUGAAAGUCGAAUACGUACCCAGCCACACAGACGGAGACACAGUUCAGCGUGGACUCUCGUUUCCUCGUCUGCCUGACCCCACCUUCCCCUCAGUCCUGAGCAUGGAAGCGGCCUCGUACAGCAUCCCUCCGAAACUAGAAGUGCAACUGGCCCUCAUCAAGAACCCCAUCAGUCUCUCAGUGCUCUGGAAGCUGGCGGAGGAAGUCCCCUCUCCACCACCAAUGGAUAGUUACACGAUCUUUCUGACAAUGGAAAAAACUAAAGGUAGCGGCAUCUUUCCAGACUGGAAGGUCCUUGGCGAGGUGAAGGCCAUCGAGCUGCCCAUGUGUGUUCUGAUCAGAAAGCAUAAGCCCGGGCACAAGGUGUGCGCUGUCGUGGUGGGCAAAGAUGUUUUUGGUCGGUAUGGACCCUACAGUGCAGUUGCAACCGCUGCCAUCCCUGAAUAGCUGGACGGAGGAAAAGGCUUCAAGGGGGAGACAAUAGAAACAGCUGCUCGGAGUGGGAUUGACCGAUGAGGAUUUUUAAAAUCUGUACAAAGCAGUAUGUUUAGCAGUAUGUUUAAUGUGAUUUUUGCUGUUUUCUGAGUUGCUGUACUAUGUUUACACAGUACACAAUUGUUUUUAAACAAUAAAAUUAAUAAUUUUGCACACAUGGAAA